Messenger RNA from Trichoderma reesei QM6a, 1368 nucleotides. Its product is annotated as prolidase-like protein. Gene Ontology annotation, molecular function: metalloaminopeptidase activity; manganese ion binding. Gene Ontology annotation, cellular component: mitochondrion. The transcript is spliced from 2 exons. The annotation marks the transcript as partial. NCBI's taxonomy places the organism in Eukaryota, Fungi, Ascomycota, Sordariomycetes, Hypocreales, Hypocreaceae. The record is from RefSeq and is a predicted model, not a curated record.
UCCGCAGCCGACCUCCAGUUCGGCCAGCCCGUCCAUGAGACUCAUCCACACAUUCUCAAGGCCGGCGAGAUAACCCCCGGCAUCACCGCCCAAGAAUACGCCGACCGCCGCGCCGCCCUCGCCGACGCCCUCCCCCUCGGCAGCUCCGCCAUCCUGCACGCCGCGCCGCUGCAGUACAAGUCGGGCGCCGUCUUCCACCCGUACCGCCAGGAAACCAACUUCCUCUACCUCACCGGCUGGGACGAGCCCGAUGCCGUGGCCGUGAUCGAAAAGACGGGCCCCCAGUGGGGGGACUACCUCUUCCGCAUGUUCGUCAAGCCAAAGAACCCGCGCGAGGAGCAGUGGUCCGGCUACCGCAACGGCGUCCAGGCCGCCCAGGACGUGUGGAACGCCGACGAGGCCUGGUCCAUCGACUCGCUCGAGGCCGUCCUCCCAAAGCUCCUCAAGCCCGCCAAGCUCAUCUACACCGACGUCUCCGCCGAGUCCGCAAAGACCCAGCACAGCUCCUCCCUGUGGCGCUUCAUCACCGGCGCCACCUCCUCGUCCUCGUCCUCGUCCUCGUCCACCACCGGCAACCGCCCGCUCCACCCCGUCAUGAACAAGCUCCGCGCCGUCAAGAGUCCCGCCGAAGUCGCCAACAUGCGCGCCGCGGGCCGCAUCUCCGGCCGCGCCAUCACGGACGCCAUGCGCCGCCCCUGGACCAGGGAAAAGGACCUGCACGCCUUCCUCGACUACGAGUUCACGCGCAACGGCUGCGACGGACCGGCCUACAUCCCCGUCGUCGCCGGCGGCCCGCGCGCAAACUGCAUCCACUACACGGUCAACAACCAGGUCCUGCGGGGCGAGGAGCUCAUCCUCGUCGACGCCGGCGGCCAGCACGGCACCUACAUCACCGACAUCUCCCGCACCUGGCCCGCGUCGGGAAAGUUCUCCCCCGCCCAGCGCGACCUCUACGAGGCCGUCCUCAAGGUCCAGCGCACCAGCGUCUCCCUGUGCCGCGAGUCGGCGCGCAUGUCCCUCGAGGACAUCCACGGCGUCACCGUCCGCGGCCUGCUCGACCAGCUCAAGGCCAUUGGCUUCACCAACCUCACGUCGUAUAACAUCAACGAGCUGUUUCCGCACCACGUCGGCCACUAUAUCGGCUUGGACGUGCAUGAUUGUCCGGGCUACAGCAGGAGGGAGAUUCUCAAGAGGGGGCACUGCGUCACGGUCGAGCCGGGCGUCUACGUCCCUGACGAUGAGCGCUGGCCGAAGCAUUUCAGGGGCAUGGGGGUCAGGAUCGAGGACAGUAUCUGCGUGGAUGAGGAUGCGCCGUAUAUCCUUACCACGGAGGCUGUGAAGGAGGUUGUGGAUAUCGAAGCAUUGAGG